ACACCAGAUAAAAACCGUCACAGGAGCCCGCAUGUCGCAUGAGUAGAAUUCAAUAUGGCGGCUUCACGAAUGUUAAGACGAGGAUUUGAUUAUGUAAAAAGUAAAGAGUUUAGGGAAUAUUUAUGCAGCACGCACUUCUGGGGACCAGUUGCAAACUGGGGUUUACCACUUGCUGCCAUAGCUGACAUGAAGAAAGACCCAGAGUACAUCAGUGGGAAGAUGACAACAGCUCUGUGUAUCUACUCCAUGCUGUUUAUGAGGUUUGCAUGGAAAGUACAUCCCAGGAACAUGCUACUGUUCGCCUGCCAUUUUACUAACGAAGUCUGUCAACUAGGACAACUAGGGAGAUUUACCAAAUACAAGUUGGAAGGUGGCAAGCAACAGCCUGCUUUGGCUAUUGAGUAUGAAAGCUCUUCAAGUUAGGAAGAAAUACAUAAUAUUUUCAUAAAAAUUGUUUUAUCAUACUGUUUUUCCUCUAGGAACAAAAAUAUGUUUAUUUGUAUAUAUAAAUUACAAUUCUACUGGGACUGUCAUGGUGGUUUUUCAAACCCAUUUUUCGAGCACCGAUUACAAUUACGAUUACUCUGGUGGCCUUAAAAUGGGUGUGAAAAACCUUCUUGACAGUCCCAGUAGUUACAAUGGCUACAUACAUAUUGUCUUAGAAGUACUAUUUAAGAAGUUAUCUUAUAACUUGUGUGUCUAAUCAAUAGAUAUUUAUAACCAUUUUAACUGUAGAUUUGUGCUUGGAGAAACUUUUAAUUUAGAUUUUGCAACCUGCUAGUAAAGGGGACUUUUAUAAACAACAACUUCUUGUCAACGUUUUUUUUAGUUUUUGAUGCAGACAACCAUCAUUGAUAAAAAUCCCAAAGGCUUAGCUAGGCAAGCAGUUAGGAUUGUCCCUACAGCCUUUUAAAAAUAUAAAUAUGUUAAAGUUCUACCAAUUAAUGUAAACAACUGUAUGUAAACAAGUUUUAAGUGUUAAAUAAAAUGAUUUUAAAGGAC
This is a messenger RNA of Nematostella vectensis (starlet sea anemone), 1002 nucleotides long. Its product is annotated as mitochondrial pyruvate carrier 1. Gene Ontology annotation, biological process: pyruvate import into mitochondria. Gene Ontology annotation, cellular component: mitochondrial inner membrane. The transcript is spliced from 6 exons. The coding region runs from base 55 to 423 and encodes 122 amino acids. NCBI's taxonomy places the organism in Eukaryota, Metazoa, Cnidaria, Anthozoa, Actiniaria, Edwardsiidae. The record is from RefSeq and is a predicted model, not a curated record.